Messenger RNA from Carassius auratus (goldfish), 4241 nucleotides. It is a transcript of the gene ppm1db, whose product is annotated as protein phosphatase, Mg2+/Mn2+ dependent, 1Db. The transcript is spliced from 6 exons. Bases 193 to 1806 code for a protein of 537 amino acids. Gene Ontology annotation, molecular function: cation binding; protein serine/threonine phosphatase activity. The record is from RefSeq and is a predicted model, not a curated record. Gene Ontology annotation, biological process: protein dephosphorylation. NCBI's taxonomy places the organism in Eukaryota, Metazoa, Chordata, Actinopteri, Cypriniformes, Cyprinidae.
ACAGAUGGCGCGAACGACCGUGCAGCCUGUAUUACUGUGUGUCUGCGAAGGAAGAAAGGAAGGACUGGCAGCUUAGAAAAUAAACAAAAGACGAGCUCAGAUUGCUAAAUGUUUUUGACGUUAAUUAAAAUCUUUUAACUACGCUUUUGCGGUUUUUAGGUUGAUCUAUCAACAAGGGCUGUCCGACUGGCCAUGAAUCCCGACCUAUCGCUGCGAGUGAGCGUCUUCUCCGAACAAGGAGGCAGGAAAUACAUGGAGGAUUUAACGGAGGUGAUCGUGGAGCUGGAACCCAGCGACGAUGAGCUGCGAGCGGCCGGACACACCGAUCCAAAGCCGGACCAAGAGCCAGUCUCUGAAAGCGACCCACCGGACACAAACAAGCCAUUACCUGUCACGGUAACGUGGAUAAACACGCUGUCCGCCGACGAGAGUGACGGUGCCGAGGAGCCCGGGACUCAGCCGGCGGCAGCGGACAGCAGGAGGUCGGUCGCGUUCUUCGCCGUGUUUGACGGACACGGAGGUCGAGAGGCAGCGCUGUUCGCUCGGGAUCAUCUCUGGGAUUUUCUCAAGAAGCAGCGGGGCUUUUGGUCGAAGGAUUACCGGAAAGUUUGUGCCGCGAUUCGCAAGGGUUUCAUCGCAUGCCAUCAUGCAAUGUGGAAAAAGCUUCCUGAAUGGCCAAAGACGUUAACUGGCCUCCCCAGUACCUCGGGCACUACAGCCAGUGUGGUGGUCAUCAGAGGGGAUCGCAUGUUUGUGGCUCAUGUCGGGGACUCGUCUGUCGUGUUGGGUGUGAGGGAAGAUCCCUCUGAUAAAGUCAUCAAAGCUGUGGAGGUCACACAAGACCACAAGCCUGAACUCCCGAAAGAGAAGCAGAGAAUUGAGGGACUGGGCGGCAGUGUGGUGAAGAAAUCUGGUGUGAACCGUGUGGUGUGGAAGAGGCCGAGGCUAACUCACAACGGCCCGGUCAGACGGAGCACCCCGAUCGAUCAGAUCCCCUUCCUCGCUGUCGCCAGAGCUCUGGGUGAUCUGUGGAGUUAUGACUUCUACAGCGGAGAGUUUGUAGUGUCUCCUGAGCCUGACACCAGUGUGGUGACCCUUGACCCUAAACGGCAUCGUUACAUCAUUGUUGGCAGUGACGGCCUCUGGAACAUGGUGCCACCACAGGAGGCAGUGACUGUGUGCCAGAGCCAUGAUGAAGCUGUGGCACCUUUCGGGAUGUCGGUUGCUCGUCGUUUGGGGUGCCAUGCUUUGAUGCGAUGGCGUCAGCGGAUGCUCCGUGCAGACAACACCAGCGUCAUAGUUAUUUCCCUUCCUGAGCCAGGCAAACCCCACCUACCUUUGCACAGAGACGAGGUCAUACUCAGCCUGACAGAGGGUCCGCACUGUGACCCCGCGAUAGGGUCCCGCUCCAUCACGCCACUCAUCAAGAGCCCGGAUCCAGACGUGUCCUCAGGCAGCAGUGAGUCUCUGCCGGCUCUGGAGAGGAGGAAUGGUCUGUCAGGAGUGGGUCUGAGCGCAGAACCCCUGUUAGAGGAAAACCUCCCUUACACUGAGCUCACAGACAAAGCUGCCUUGACUGUGUGCCCCAGCGAGGGCAACCAGACCCCAGAGACUCCCCUGUCCUCACCGGAUGUGUCCAGUCCAGUGGGAAAGAGGUCCAGACGGAGCCCCAUCACCCCGAGCAGUUCCCACCGGAGGACUGGUGAGCGCUCCGUACCCAAACGCAACACCAGCAGGACUCCAAACAAACAGACCCCCAGCGUCCCUGUACUACAGCACCGCAAAGCAACCCUCUGUGUCUGCUGAACUCUUCCGUCAGACUAACACAAGCUCCAAAAGACCGACAAAGAGGGACGUUCAGUCUACAUCCUGGUAUCUGAUGUUCUGCAUGGUCACAUGAAUAAAUAACUGCUAUUGUUAGUGUCCAUGCUUUGACUGUGUGCCACUGUUUCUGUUUAAAAUGUAGGAUUUUUUUUCUUUCCUUUUAAUUUUAAUAGUGUGGAUGUGAGAGUAAAAAGAAAAUCAAAUUUUUUAGUAAUCGGAUUUAUAGUUAUUUUACAUUUUUACAAAACAUCUCUUUUUAAGGAAAAAUCAUUUAAAGGAUGUAUUUAAUCUUUCUCCCUUUUUAUUCAACAGCAUUAUUUGAGUCCAUCUUUGAAAUUUAAUGAAUUACUUGAACAUAUUUUCUGAAUAUGACCAAAUAGUUGGAGCUAUACAAUAUAUAUUUUUAUACUUGUUAUAUUUUUCAAAAUGCCCAGUUUUCUUGCCCCACAAUGCCUUUGUGCACAAUUUGCCCUUGCCAAUAUACUUUAUUAUUUCUGCAUUUAAUUUUCACCCCAGUAUUUGUCAACAUUGUUCUGUCUUUAUAAAAAAAAAUUUUUUUCAAGGAGCAUGAGUUAAUGAACCUAAGGCAUAUCUUUGAUCGCUGGACUACAGAGCAAAUGUAUUUAUUUUCUUUUGAUAAAACCUUUGUAAAAGUUGGGGAUUGCAUGUUCUGUUAUAUCCUUAUGACUGUCUUUUUCUUGGGGCGUUUUGAUGUUUUGACUGUCUAGCUUUUUUGUAUGUAUUUCAAUAUUGUAAGUUAUUUAAUAUCAAUAAUGUCUGUUAAUGUAAAGCAGAUAACAUCUUCCAACACCAGAUCCAGAGCUAAUGUGAUGUGUGGUUAUACUGUUUAGAGACGAAGGCGUUCACCAGAGUGUACAGCACAUUUUAGCGGGAUGUUUGUUGCCCCAUGUUUGAGACCGUCUUGAGAUUUAAACACUCAAGGUGGAAAAGAAGUAAUUUUUUCAUAGUGUUUUAUCCUUGGAGAUGAAUUUUCACUAUUUGCUAUAGUGGCAGCUUUGGUUUGAGUACUUAUUUGGUGUUGCCUUGAAUGACAGUGACAGUUUGAUGGAUGUAAAUUCAUAUAGAGUUUAUAAAAAAAAAAUCCAAUUAUAUUUCAAACACACCUACAAAGGCCAAAAAUAAUUGAAUUUGAGAGAAAUAAAAGAGAAGUACUAUUGUUUGAAUCAAAUUGUGCAUGGUUGAAACCUGUUCUAGAGUGGGAUUUCACUUCAUUGUAAUAUCUUCGGCAGUUGGGUAUCAUGGCUUUUCUCUUUCACUGUGGUUGUCUGAAAUGUGUGAUCGGUCACAUUGAACUGCAUCUGUCUCUGAGAUGGAAUCGACUAUUAGUGUAUUGGAUGCUGUCUUGUUCAGGGUUUGGCUAUUUUUCUCUCUUUCUUUCUGGAAUUGCAAUAAAUAGAUACUCAAUUUUGUGUUUAAAUAUUUACGUGUGUUGCUAUUCUCUGUCAUAAUUCUUAAGGAAGAAUCUUGUAACAUUUCAUCAACUCUCAAAUAGUUCAGAAAUGCUAAAACUCUUAGCAUGCUUAAAGAAUGAGACCAUCGCUAACCAUAAAGCCCUAUUGUUUACUGAAAUGCAAUUUAGCGUUUGCUUUUGGCAUCAGAAAAUAUUGAUGUAUUUUCUUGAGGCAUUUUAUUUAUUUAUAUUAUAUAUCUUCCUUUUUCAAAAUUGUUAUUAUACGGUGUUUCAAGUGCUGGUGUGGAGGUGAUUCAUGUCAUUGUGUUUAUCCAGUCACUAGGUGGCAGUCAAUACUAGGGAACUAAACUGAAUGUCGAGUCUCGUGAGUGUCCGUCCACUACUGCAUAGUUUUUUUGCUCGACGCUUUCGUAGCUGGCUAAUCUGAGCGCGCGAGUGAUGUGACUGUUAUUCUGACCCAUUUGGCUUUCCAUAGACUGUCGCCUCAUGGUGCUAAACUGAAACACUUGUGGUCUGCUGCUCCUCUUGAGUGAAGAGUGUGCGUGAGUGUGCAUGUUUAACUUAGUUUUUCUUCGUGAAGAGAACUGUUGAAAUGUAUCCUCAAGUGUUACUGAAUCUGACUAAACCAACUUUUCGGGACGUUUUAAAAAUGGAAAAUAUAAACAGGUCUAACAAAAUAAACAAUGCAAGGUCGCUGGUAGCCUAUAUAACAAUAGAUGUCUAUAGUACUUAAGGAAAUACAUGUCCUAAUUUAAUCAUUUAAUCAAAACUGAUUUCAAAUCAAAACAAAUCUCCCUUUAGGGCAACAUUUAUUGUAAAAAGUAUUCAUAAAAAACAACAACAACGAUUUAUUUAGUAAUAAUCGCAAGUAUAGAUGAAAAAAAAUAACAUAACCAUUUAUUCACUUGUUUGUUUGUCUAUUUGUUUAAAAUAAGGGACAUCAAUAAUUGUAAAAAGUAUUCAUGAAUAAAAUAUUAUUUAUCUA